This is a messenger RNA of Orbicella faveolata, 2027 nucleotides long. Its product is annotated as kelch-like protein 12. The record is from RefSeq and is a predicted model, not a curated record. Gene Ontology annotation, molecular function: protein binding. Lineage: Eukaryota; Metazoa; Cnidaria; Anthozoa; Scleractinia; Merulinidae.
UUUUUUCAAUGGGUUCACUAUCUAUCGGAUCACACUUUAAAAAAUAAUGUUUCUUAAUUAUUUGAUGCCUGAGUGAUUUUUUCUGUUUCGAGGUACUCAAUGUGUUAUAUGCCCGAAAUUUCAUUAAUGCAAACCAAGUCAUGCAAACCAAUUCACACUUCAGAAUAUACAGUUUCCCUUUCAGUGACACCCCUUCUCGAGUUGCAGAUAUUUCGGUAAGCCCUUUUUGCAGAUAUUUCGGUGAGCCUUUUUCUUUUUUGUGCCCCUGAAACCGGACUUCAUAAGACCUAUUAUAAGUAUCAAACCCGAGCAAUGAAUAGGAAGGUUUAUUUUGGGUAACAAACGCAUAUUAGCAUACCCAGCCCACUAAAUUGUUUACUGUCAGAUUACCCACUGGAGCAGAAACAGUAACUAUUUAACGGCGCAAAGAGCAACAUCAUUUGAUUCAUUCUGAGAUUGUUCAAUUAAGACAUAACUUCUUAAUUCUUCCAGACAGAUUUGUUGAAGUAAAGAACAUGGAACUUGUUAGAAACGAAGACAACUCAGCUUGCCUCAAAAUACAAGGCCAUGCCAGCAAAACCCUAACGGCAUUGAACACACAGAGACUUUCAGGAAUAUUUUGUGAUGUUAAAUUGACAGUGGAUGACAAGGAGUUUUCAGCCCAUAGGGGUAUUCUGGCAGCUAACAGCAGCUUCUUUCUAGCCAUGUUUACCGCAGAAAUGUUGGAAAAGGACAAGGCAAGAGUCACUCUGAGCAGUGUUAGCAAAGCAGCGAUGGAAAGCAUAUUGGAAUUCAUGUACACAGGCCAGAUACAAAUUGACUUGGCAAAUGUGUUUGAACUGUUACAGGCGUCCAACUUUCUUUUCGUAGACGAGAUUAAGAAAGCAUGUUGUCAAUUUCUAGAGAGCACAGUCGACAUGGAAAACUGUUUUACGAUUCAUACGAUUGCUGACGCUUUUUCUUGCAAUGGUCUGACUCAAACAGUGACCCAAUAUAUCAACCGAAAGUUUACCGAACUUGCCAAAACAGAAACCUUUUUAAAGUUGGCAAAAGAGGAUAUUGUCAAAUUUCUGUCCAGUGACGAUAUACAAAUUGAAAGCGAAGAGCAACUUCUUGAAAUCGUUAAAGAUUGGAUCAACCAUAAUCCGGAAGUGAGAAAAGACUAUUUUACUGAAUUGUUGAAAUUAAUUCGGCUGCCAUUGAUCUCUCUGCCAACCAAUGAAGGCAAUUUAGAUCGAGAGAAACUGAACCAACUCACACUUUUCCCAAGAGUUAAAGAAGUGUCCCAAGCCGGACAAGUUGGCAAAAUAAUCGCAAGAAAGUCAUGCCGAAGUGUUGAAGUGAUUGUGGUGGCAGGUGGAUGUGAUAACUCAGUCAUCCUCGACAGUGUAUGUUGCUUCAUUCCUGCUGUGGAGAAAUGGAUGAAUCUGUCACGCAUGAAGAUCCCUCGAUGGAGGCUUCAAAUGGUGAGCGUGGAGAACAAGCUUUUUACCAUCGGUGGUCUCAGAGACGUUUGUGUCAGAGAUCCCUUAGUUCCUUUCGUGGAACGUUUUAGCGGCCAAAAGAACACCUGGGAUGCAAUUGAUCAGCAACCCGCAGUACAGGAUGUGGAGCUGGAUUCAUUCUGUGCAAUAUUCACUGGCCGCGGUAGCGUCAUUAUGACGGGAGGGCUGGAUCCAAGGACGAACAACUGUAUAUCCCACGUUUGUUCUGUUAAACUUAAAGAUGUCCCUUCAAGUGUGGUACAGCUCACUUCCUUGAUUUGCCCCAGAGCCGGUCACUGUCAAGUGUUGGUAGGAGACUAUGUGUAUGCUAUUGGCGGAUUUCAAACUCCAAACGCACAUGUUAUCUCGGACGUGAUUCGCAGUGUGGAAUGCUAUGAUAUAGCUAAAGAUGUUUGGACUUUCGUUCAACCCAUGAAUGAAGGAAGACAAUUCGCUGCUGCAGUGUCGUUGAAAGACAACAUCUUCAUCUUUGGUGGCUGUGACGGGCACAACGCGCUCCGCUCUUGUGAAGUGUACAACACA